Messenger RNA from Brassica oleracea var. oleracea, 1285 nucleotides. Its product is annotated as isoflavone reductase homolog P3. The record is from RefSeq and is a predicted model, not a curated record. Gene Ontology annotation, molecular function: oxidoreductase activity. The transcript has 5 exons. Bases 76 to 1011 code for a protein of 311 amino acids. Lineage: Eukaryota; Viridiplantae; Streptophyta; Magnoliopsida; Brassicales; Brassicaceae.
AUUCAUUCACUCACAUUCAUAACCAUUCUCUCUGUAGCAUUCAAAUCGAACUAUACUCACUUAUUAUCAAGAAACAUGGCGACUGAGGAAAGCAAGAUUCUUGUCAUCGGAGGAACCGGUUACAUCGGGAAGUUUAUCGUCGCAGAAAGCGCUAAAUCUGGUCACCAAACAUUCGCUCUCGUUAGAGAAGCUUCUCUUUCGGACCCGGUCAAGAGCAAAACCGUACAGAACUUCAAAGAUCUCGGCGUGACAAUACUACAAGGAGAUGUGAACGAUCACGAGAGCCUAGUGAAGGCGAUAAAACAGGUCGAUGUGGUGAUAUCGAGUAUUGGAAGUAUGCAAAUCUUGGAUCAAACCAAGAUCAUUUCUGCUAUCAAAGAAGCUGGUAACGUCAAGAGAUUCUUGCCGUCUGAGUUUGGGACGGACGUGGACAGAACAAGUGCGGUUGAGCCGGCGAAAUCUGCUUUUGCAGUGAAGAUUCAGAUAAGGAGAGCCAUUGAAGCAGCAGGAGUACCAUACACUUACGUUGUUAACAAUUGUUUUGCGGGUUAUUACUUGCCUACAUUGGUUCAGUUCGAGCCUGGUCUCACUUCUCCUCCUAGAGACAGAGUCACCAUUUUGGGAGAUGGAAAUGCCAAAGCUGUGAUCAACAAGGAGGAAGAUAUAGCAGCUUACACAAUCAAGACGGUGGAUGAUCCAAGGACUCUUAACAAAAUCCUUUACAUUAAUCCUCCUAAGAACACUUUAUCGAUGAACGAAAUGGUCUCCUUGUGGGAGACCAAGAUCAGCAAGUCUCUUGAGAAGACUCACAUUCCAGAGGAGCAAGUCCUUAAACUUAUCCAAGAGUCUCCAGUUCCUAUCAAUGUUCUUCUCGCCAUAAACCACUCGGUUUUUGUGAAGGGAGAUCAGACUAAUUUCACUAUAGAGCCUUCGUUUGGUCUUGAAGCCUCUCAGAUUUACCCUGAUGUCAAGUAUACGAGCAUUGAGGAGUAUCUCAGUCACUUCGCUUGAAGAGAUUUCUUAAGAAAAACACCUAAUGUACCACGUCCAAGUGGCGAGUUUCAUAUAUGUAAAAAAUAAAAGUUCAUUCUUGUAAUGGUGGAGUAAUGUGUGUUUAUGGUUGUGUCUUUGCAUGUGUGUGUCCAUGAUAUCCAAUUUUAUGGAAUUCCUGAGAUCAGAGAUGGCAUCUAUCUUCGAUUAGAGUCCAUAAGCUUGUUGAAUCUAUUAGAAAAUGGUUUUGAGUCCUUUUGUAUUAAAUUGUGCUAUUGAUUGAAAAUUAAACUAA